AUGCCAUCCACCUUCGCAAGCACUCAACAAACAGUCAGCGACAAUGCAGCUAAUGAAGACGAAUACAGAGACGAAGAGGAAGCCACUAAAAAGGCACCUAAGUCAGAGACACCGCCGCCAAUAGUGCUGCCUUUCGUUCCAGCAAACCACAGAGAAGUGGACGCAAUGGUGAAGCCUCAUCUUAAACUCGGGUACCGAAUCAAGCCCCUCUAUAUGAUUACAGUAUCUCCACAUAUAACCAUCCAAUGGCUGAAUGAACACGCCAGGUUAAUUCUAAAUUCAAGUGUAUACUGGGAAAGGAGGAGAAACGAAUGGAAGAUCACGCAAUGCCACCGCUGCCUGAAGUGUGCGGAGCCCCACCCAACGCGAGAAUGCACCAAAGACAAAGAAUCACCGGCUAAAUGCGUCAAUUGCCAAGGUAACCACCCGGCCAACUCAAUAUCCUGCCCAGUAUACAUCUUUAGAGAGCAGAACAUGGCGCCAAAGGCUACACUUCCAACAAGACCCGCCAAACCAUUCGUACCGGCCCCAAAACCUAUCACCAACCACUGGGAAGCACGAAAGCAAGCAGCAGCCGCCAACACCACAGCUGCCAACUAUCCUCAACACCAGCAACACGGAAUCAGUCAACAUAAACACAAACAGCGUAUAAAGAUGGAGAGAUUUAAAUGUGUAGAUGAUGUUCCAUUGAUAUCGAGGGAGAAGUGCCUUAAAACGCCCGAGUAUAAAUCUAUUGCUCUGCAAAAUAUCUGCGCUGGAGACGGAGGAGAUGCCAAAUUUUGCCACGAUUUUAGGAUAAUAUUGGUAGAUCUUUAA
Molecule: messenger RNA, 816 nt
Organism: Brassicogethes aeneus
Lineage: Eukaryota; Metazoa; Arthropoda; Insecta; Coleoptera; Nitidulidae
Source: the annotation of a GenBank genome assembly